GAAUUAAGUUUUAAUUUCACCUAAUAACAGACGAUUUUUAAAUAUUAAUUUCAUGUUAAUUUAAACAUAUUAAAUAGUCAUUUAAUUAUAUCCAAAAUUUUCGAAAAUAAUUUUAAUAUGGAAUUAAUAUAUUCAAUGAGACGUAAGCCCCUGAAAUUUCCACCCCCUCAUUUCGAAAAUUCCUUAGAUUCCGGAGUAAUCAGAUCGAUUUGCACGAUAUCUUCCGCCAAUAUCAUAGCCUUUUCUUCACCAACUGAGCUGUCGGACUCUGAUGGUAACACUUGGGCUGGCCAUGUGUAUGUUUGUGACUUGGACACACCGUGGGACAGUCACAAAGUCACAAGUACAUCAUAUUCUGUAUCUGCUCUAGAGUGGGAUAAUGAAGGCAAGCAAUUGCUGGUGGCCACAACAGAGGGAGACGUGUCCGUGUACGGACAGAAGGACUACUUGCUCAACGAGUGGCAAUGUUUGUACACAGCUCAGUUCCCUGGCGAGCAUAUAAUCAAAGCGGUAUUUUUCCACAAUGGCCGACGAUUUGUAAUGAUGGACAAGAAACCUGAUGCGCCCAUCACGGAAAGAAUACAGAUGACCAGGUCCACACCUACCCUGAAGGGAUUUGGCGGGGUGGCGUGCGAGGGCGCUGUGGUGCUGACGGCGUCGGGUCUGGUGGCGACGCUGGUGGCCGCCGACGGCCCGCGUGCGCUGCUGGCCAGCGAGCCGCUGCGCAGCCGCCACCACAUCCUCUGCGCUGACCUCGCGCACAAGGCGGGUAACGUGAUCGUGGCAGCCGCGGGGAAGACAGCCGUGCGAUGCUACGUGUGCGCGGUGACGCGGUCGCCGGGCCGGCCGCCCGCGGCCGCGCUGCAGGUGCAACCGCUCCCCACCGUCUUCCUACCAGUAGAUCACGCGCCGCCCGUUUCCGUAACGUGGUGUCUCCGGGAAGAUACAGAUUCCCUGAUGAUAGCAAGCAACAAGUUGUCACUGUGGAAGCUUACGGAACGCUCGCACCCUGUACAUAAGCUAUUAGCUAAAGGUACACUGCAAGGCAGCACGACGCCCGGCGGUGGUCAGAAACAAGCAUCGGACUGUUUCAAUACUGUGGCGUGGGUGCAGGCGGGCACGGUGGCAGUAGAAGGUCGCGCGGUGCAAGCGGCGUGCGGCCGACCGGCGCCCGCGCCGCCGCUCGCGCUGCUUGCCACAGCGCGCGCUCUACACUUGUUGGCAAGGGACUCGCAUCACUACGUGUGUUCUCGCCAAGUAGUAACAACUGGUUCGGGAGAACCAGCGGGCGCUGCCACGCCACCCAAGAAGCCUAAAUAUGGGCCUGGUUUAGUAAAUGACGGUAACGGCGGGCAGGCGGUGGUGUCGAGCGUGCAAAUAUCAUCCCUAGGCGGUGUGGCCGUGUGCGUGGACUCGCACGCCCAACUUCACGUGUUCCGGCUGCCGCAGCCCUGGGCCGACAUACCGAGCCCAAUGUCGCUGCAGCAGGCAACAUCGGUCCUGGAGUACGCAAUGGUGUCAGGGUAUGACUGCUUGGACGUGCUGCUCACACUCAAGCCCAACAUGAUGGAGACAGUCUAUGAGAGACUGACAGAGUCAUUCCAGAGACAACCGCAGCACUUCCAGCAGUAUUAUUACCAUAGUUGGCUGAAACUGAGGACCGCUUUGUGCAGGGCGGUGCCGACGUGGCAGAACGGCGCAGCGUGGCUGGCUACGGUGGGGUGGCUGCACGCGGCGGCGGCGGCCGCGGCCAGCGCCGUGCGGGACGGCGGCGGCGGCGGCGGCGGCGGCGGCGCGGGCGCGGGCGGGCCCGAGGGCGGCGAGCUGGCCGCGCUGGCCGCGCUGCUCGACGACUCCGCGCCAGACGUCGCGUCCGAGAAGCUGCUGGCGGGCGUGGAGGCGGGCGGCGAGGCGGCGCCGCUGCCGGCGCUGCGGCGGCCGCUGCAGCGCGCGCUCGACGCCGCCGUCACGGCGCUGGCCGCGCUGCCGCACCACCACCACCACCACGCGCACGGGUACGACAUACUAACGGACCCAUCGGCGCUGUGCCUCCUCCGCAAGCUGGUGGUGGUGGCCCGCGGCGGCGAAGCACUCAGCAGGCCGCUAGCACGCCUCGCCACCGCCGCGCAGCCCAAGCAGGACCUCCUCGACGAGUGCGCGGCGCUGUGUGCUCAGCGAGGCGGCGCACGCGUGUGGGACGCGUUACCGCGUUGUGCCGUUUCAGCCCCCCAUCAACGACCCUGGCCGCUGCACUUAGAGUAUGGCGUCGAACCGGAAGCUUUACGUUAUAACCCUGAACCCCCUGCAUAUGCACAGGGUGACACCACACCAUCGACAAAUAUGGACUCUAUUAGGUACAUGUACCUGGGCGGCGGGCGGCGCGCGGCCCGCUGGCGCGCGUGCGCGCGGUGCGGCGCGCGCGCGCUGGCGCCGGCGCUGCCCGCGCGGCCCGCGCUGCAGCGCGCACACGACGCGCGCUUCCUGCCCGCCUGCAGAUGUGGUGGGAAGUGGACUCUAUUCUCUAAUGUAUAAGAAUAAUAUUUUAGAUGCAUUUUGUAAAUAAUAAAAAAGUAUUUUAUAAUUAAUAAAAUUUUGUUUCAUUUCACAUGCUCGUUAUAUUUU
This is a messenger RNA of Galleria mellonella (greater wax moth), 2622 nucleotides long. It is a transcript of the gene MED16, whose product is annotated as mediator of RNA polymerase II transcription subunit 16. Gene Ontology annotation, biological process: positive regulation of DNA-templated transcription. Gene Ontology annotation, cellular component: mediator complex. NCBI's taxonomy places the organism in Eukaryota, Metazoa, Arthropoda, Insecta, Lepidoptera, Pyralidae. The transcript has 21 exons. Bases 118 to 2532 code for a protein of 804 amino acids. Gene Ontology annotation, molecular function: protein binding. The record is from RefSeq and is a predicted model, not a curated record.